CAACCGUUGAACUUCAACGACCUCGUCCAGCUGCGUAAAAGUUAAUUUUGCUGAUUUAUUUUUUUUACUAUUUUAAAUCCAGUCUUUUUACGGACUGUGGGUUUAGAAACAUAAAAAAACAUAGAGUAAUAAUGGGUCAGCCCUCAUUUCCAGUAGGACAUCGCCAAGCACCACUCAAAGGGCAACCCGUCCAAGUUAUGGCGAAUACGAUAAGGCUCUUGUCACCAGGAGGGGUUAACAGGUUUAACUAUCCAAUUUAUCGACAAAAUAGCAUGCUCCAGGGCGAUAAUAAUGAGAGCGAUCGUUACAAGCCGAGUUAUCGCUACCGUGGACCAUUCAACCAGAGAUAUGCACGACGAUCCGUGGACAACACUUUUCGGCCACAAUUCCCUCGAGCUUUGUAUCAACAGCGAUAUAAUAGACCUUCGUCCUACUCAUCUGAGCAUCCUCAAGGUGUCUUUGUGCAUCCACGCAACCCUGAUCAGUACAAAUUUUCUACAUUCAGACAGAGGUAUCAGUAUCCAAUGCUGAGAUACGGCGAUGCAUGCUUUCAACAUAAUCAAUGUUCGACUCUGACGACUAGAAGUUAUGGAGAUGAAUUGAACUAUUUCCAAUCAGAUGAAGAGUAUGUUCCAGAGAUUAAAGUUAAACGUAUUCGGAUAGCGUCAAUCGAAACGGUUGAUGAUGACGAUUACAGUAACAGCUCCUCAUCUGCAUCUGUGGCUGAUGAAGAAACCUCUGAUGAUGCAGAGACAGGAAUAUCAUCCGAAGAUGUACUUCUACCUUUGGUGCCUUUGCCUUCUACAAGUUCUAUUGCAGAUCAAGAAUUGACUGGAACGGCGCACAUAACUGUUGUUUCGAAGUAUGUCCUGGUUGGAAAACAAAAGACGGAGCUGAGAGCAGCAUUUGGAGUCUGGCUUGGGGAAGGAAACCCACUAAAUUUUGGGGGUAUUAUGCCUUUGGAUCGAUUACAGUGUCGGAAAGCGGCACUUAUAUACAGUGGAGCAGCCUGUGUCAUCUUGCUCAAGGAGAAAGGUUUCAAUCACGUCAAGAUCUGCAUGGAGUCGGAUUAUUUGGUGAAAAACGUUACUGCAUGGCUUUAUAAAUCAGGUUUAAAUAAUCCUGGUGCUUCAAACUGGGACGAGUUCAAGUUUUCAGAGGAAAUUGGACUAUUGUGUGGCUCGUUUUCAGGAAUGAAGAUUAAUUGGGUACAUGUCACCGAGAAAUGUGAAAGUAUUGAUAAGGCAGCGCAACUUGCUGCGGCAGCGCUUCCGAAAGACUAUCAAGAAGUCAACUAGUUUGAAGUUCAUGAAGUUUUACAAUACCUGAGCAUCAUUUUCUGCUGUUUUAUUCAAAAACAAAAUUUUACAUUGCAAUAAGUUUGUAUCUUACUUGUCUAGCCUACAUAGUUUUAACUUUUCAAUCAAAAUACAUAACAUAAUAAAAUUGGGUUGUGAUACCGAAAUUAAAAUUA
Molecule: messenger RNA, 1474 nt
Organism: Folsomia candida
Lineage: Eukaryota; Metazoa; Arthropoda; Collembola; Entomobryomorpha; Isotomidae
Exons: 6
Coding region: 132-1298 (388 amino acids)
Molecular function (GO): nucleic acid binding
Source: RefSeq, a predicted model, not a curated record